This is a messenger RNA of Trichobilharzia szidati, 3237 nucleotides long. Lineage: Eukaryota; Metazoa; Platyhelminthes; Trematoda; Strigeidida; Schistosomatidae. The record is from the annotation of a GenBank genome assembly.
AUGGAGGAGAUCGAGUGAGUUGGAGGAUGAAAUGAGGGAUUGUGGGCAAUCGUAGUCCAAGCUGAAGAGGACGACAGAAGAUAGUAAAAAGCGGAGAGAUUUUGUUGAAGCUCUAUAUUCCACUUGGAAUUCAAUGGAAUAAUAAUAAUGCAAAAGCUCGUAGAAGCGAUAUUGGAUAUUAGGUUUAUGCGGAAGGCGCGGAAUUGAGUUUUGAGGUCACACAGAUCGAUGGCUUCUCGGGUGGGUCACAGGCCGGAGGGCACGGAUGGCGCGGAUUUCCGUCACAGAGAACGAGUUUGUGCUCAGUACAGCCAGAGCCCUCUGUUGAAACGUCGUAUAAAAUUCGUUUAUAUCUUACACUUCAUGUUAUGGAUACUCAUGUUUGCGAGACUGUUCCCCGAAUUAUGUUUAAGAAUGGGAUUUAGAGCAAGACUUAUGGUAGAAAAGUGGCCGUUCCCUCAGGGCGAAUUAUGGGAAUAUGUAUGGUGCUUUGGCAGUAUAAUCCCUACAUUGUUUGGAUAUAUUUCACUGGGAAGAAGCCGAGCAGGGCUAAUGCGAAUUUCGUUGACGGGAACUGUUGUUUUCGGUCUUGGGUCUGUAACGGUUGGUUGUUUCAUGAACGCAUUCGAAUUAAUGAACUACUACCAAACUCGAGUGGCCAAACACUACUUUUAUGACUUUCCUGUGAUUGUUUUAGCCUACAUAUUCUUCUCUCUGUGUGUCCAGGUGCAUGGAUUCGCUGUAUAUUUCGGGUACAAACUCUAUUCCAUAUGGUCUGUUAAUACACGGAAAGUGCGGUGAUAUUUUUUUUUGACAAAUGAAUAUGUUUACCUUUUUUGUCUUUUAUGUCCUUUAUACUUGUGACUGCUAUAUUACUUUUAAGAUAAACUAAUUGUUAAAGUACUAAUUUAGUAAAGUCGAAUCAUUGUGUAUAGCAAAUUAUUGCAAAUACAAUACGACUGUAUUUUUUCCAAUAAGGUUUUCUACAUCUGCUCUAGAUAUGAAGUGGAUUAUGAAUAUCCAUUAGGAAGAAAUCAGGAGAAGCAGCAUUGUGCCUUCUGACUGAAAAUAUUUCUCAACAAGAUCCUUGGAAUUUAUUUCAGUUUUGUAGCCUUACUCAGUGGUUUUCAGCAUAAGCAUUAUAAUCUGAAGCGUUUAUUAUUAUACUGCAUUCAUCUUAGUCAUAAGAUUCAUAACUUUCCCUGCUGGUUAGGUCUUACUAUUUUUCGAAUAAGUUUUGUAAGCACUUUGAAUAACGGACUCUGCUUAAGGCAUAUACUGUUGAUGAGUCGUUUUCGAAGAAAUCAUUUGAUUAGACGUUGGUGAUAGUGUUAUGUUGAAUAUUCUUACAUUUCCGCUGCAGUUUUGACAGGGCUGUUGGGAGAUAAAAUCAGUUCAAAUUGUUUCGUGGAAACUUAUCAGGAACGGCAACACAACGUAAGUAAAAUUAAUAGACAGCAACGUAAAGAUGUUCAACACCUUUUGCGUCAUUUCUAGUUUUUAGUUUUCCAUUUACCAUCAUACGUGAAGUUUGACAUCGUUUAUAUUUUUUAAGCUACUUAAGAGGGUUUCUAACGCAAGUGUUACAAAAUUUGGCCAAGUUGUGGGGGAUAUUUGAUUGUAGAGUCUUCAUUAACAAACUUCAUUUUCAGGCAUAAAAGACAUCUGUGGUACUUAUCUUUGUGGACUUUCUUUCGGUAGGUCAGUAAUGAAAUUCUAAAUCAUUUUAAACAGUUUGUAGAUUGGAUUUCAGAGCAUGUCACAGUUUCAAACAGUAUCAUAGUAGUAUCAUCUUAUGCGAUGUUGAACGGCAUCUUAAUCAGUUGCACUUGUUCAUACUGAGAUUGUGCUUUCUCUUUCCAUUACCUGUUUAUUGUUUAUGGUUUUGUAUAUUCAACGAAGCCUAACGUAGUUACUGUUAAUUGUAAUGUCUGUUUAGUUCCUACUUAAAUUUAAGUAUAGUAGCAGAGUAAUCGGAUUCCUUUCCAUAAAUCCUUAUCAUAAAUUUUGUGAUUUUUUCGUUUAUAUCACUAUAAUAUUGUUUACGUUGCGUUCCAUCUGGUGUCUUUCUUGUCAAAAGUCAAGUGGAAAUACAAAUUUUCUAUAUGGCAUUCAUUUUUGUCCUUCUUAAAUUCUACAAAGCUAAUUUCUGUUGCUAUAAGUCCGUUAUUCGAGAACCGUCGCAGGUUUGGUGAUUCUCGCAUACGAACAUUCAGUUAUUCUGAACCUAUUAAAUCAUCACAGGAAAAGCAAAAUGUUGAGUGUAUAUAUUAGCAUUGUUGCCAAUUUAGAAACGGUGUGAAUUAUGUGCUACCCAUCAGAGUAACAACCACUAUGAAACAAUUUGUAAAUUUUUUUAUAGAGGAUGCAUUAGUCUUAUUUCAGCGGUUAGUUGGCACAACCGAGAAGGUAGGGAAAUUGUCCAAAUGUCAGAUAGAUUAUGGUUAUGACGAACUUCACUAUUUCGUUCGAUGUUCUCUUUGUAUUGACAAAUAAAUUUGUAAGAAGAGCUAAAAAUGGUCACGUUUUCAUUAAUAUUAUAAGUCUGUUAAGGGGAUCGGUUUGUGUUUGUUUCUAAUGGAUUGUUAGUAAAAUACAGUUUACGUCUAGAUACAUCUAAACAUCUUUUCCAAGUGUGUUGUAGUUUAUUACUUUUGCCAAAGAUUGGGUAUCAAUAUCGCAUUUAACUGUAUUCUCUCUUCCACUUAUACUGGAACGCCUCGUUCUAGAAUUAUUUUGAUGGUAAAUGACAGAAUAUUUUUUAGGGUUUCAUCUUGACAAGUAAUGAAUUUAUUUAUAUUUAGUAACUAAAUACAUUUGUACGCCUUUCUUUCGCUAAACUAUCCUUUUUUUGUAAAAAGUUUCAGUUUAUUGGAGACAGAGAUCCUUUAAGCAUCCAUAUGAGGUAGAAAUGUAUACCUAACAGUUCAUUAGUUAUUGAAUGGAGCAGUUUUUAUCAAAGUGUUUCUUUUCAACAUCAUUACCAUAUGCCUACUUAGCCCUAUAUUUCUCAAUAAAUUAUUUUACUGCUGCAGAACUGUUAAGCCAAGUUAUACAUCUUGGAAAAGGGAGUUCAAUGUAAGCAAAAUAAAUUUCACGGUUGUCGAGAAAAGAAGAGAUAAUGGAUGUUAUUCACUUUUAUUAAAAUUUUGAAUUUAUAGCAAUAAUGACAAAAUAAGAUAUUGUUGGGGUGCAGAUAAAGAAGAGACUUGUAUAGAUUUCUGUAUAACACGAGGA